Hyaloscypha bicolor E is the source of this 1125-nucleotide messenger RNA. Its product is annotated as ribosomal protein L5. Gene Ontology annotation, cellular component: cytosolic large ribosomal subunit; ribosome. Gene Ontology annotation, biological process: translation. Gene Ontology annotation, molecular function: structural constituent of ribosome; RNA binding. The record is from RefSeq and is a predicted model, not a curated record. Lineage: Eukaryota; Fungi; Ascomycota; Leotiomycetes; Helotiales; Hyaloscyphaceae. The coding region runs from base 1 to 1125 and encodes 374 amino acids. The transcript has 3 exons.
AUGGCCUUACGAGAACUGCCGUCUUCUCUCAGACGGCUGGCAUUACGAGAUACACGACCAACCGCGGCAGUAGCAGGAAGAUCCUGGCGCAGAUAUACCUCCGCUGAAGCAGUAGCAGCUGCUCCACAGGAGGUGUCGGAAGAUUUUCAAGAUCUUGAAUCCAAUACAUCUAUGUUUACGGCAUUCUCCCCAGACGACGAGACCAAGGCCUAUGAUCCAAUAAAGAGGACCCAGGGACGAAGGAGGGAGCUUCCUCCCAGUAGAUAUCAAUACCGGUCUCCGAGAUACUAUCGAGGACCUCUCCAUCCUCACCAACCUCCUCCCAAAUCCGAUCCUUCAUCAAGAGAAUUCGUUCCGGGUCCAUUCUCCUAUACUCGACUCGAACAAACCUACCAAUCCACGAUUGCUCCGGAUCUGAUGACCUUGACCUAUGUCCACAAGCCCCCUGGGACUGUGACAGUACCCAAAGCAGACCGUUUACGAACUUGGGAUGACAGCUCCCCAUAUCAUAAAGGCAGACCGAAGCGUGGGCCUCGAGGACCAGGAGACACGCUGCGGUUAAUUGAGCAAGAUAUCAAUUGGCGAAACAUCCCCAAAAUCGAGGAGGUCACAGUGCACAGCUUUAUCAAAGGUGCACUAGAUGACUCGGCACAUCUCCACGUUGCGGGCAUGCUGUUACAAUCGGUCACUGGCGUACGGCCGACAAUCCACAAGGCGAAGCACACCGAAGGAAGAUGGGGACUUCGGAAAGGGUUGCCAGUCUCUCUCACCUGCAAUAUGCGAGGUGAACAGGCGUAUAAUUUUGUGGAUAAAUGUAUAAACCUGGUGUUCCCAAGGAUCAAAGAUUGGCCAGGUAUCGAGGGUAAGCAAUGGCUUCCUCGUGAGAUUGACAAAAUGCUAAUGCAGCAAGGAACGACUGGUGACAGCAGUGGAAACAUCAGCUGGGGUUUUAGCAGGGAGGGAGCUAUUCUGUUUCCAGAAGUAGAGAUCAACUACGACAUGUACCCACCAAAGUUGAUUCCUGGGUUUCACGUGACGGUGAAGACCACUGCCACUUCGGAUAGACACGCACGAAUGCUUCUCAGCGCUCUAGGCGUUCCAUUUUAUGGGAAACUGGUAGACUAA